Cherax quadricarinatus is the source of this 787-nucleotide messenger RNA. Lineage: Eukaryota; Metazoa; Arthropoda; Malacostraca; Decapoda; Parastacidae. The record is from RefSeq and is a predicted model, not a curated record.
GCCAGAUAAAUCUUACCAAGGUUGAUAAUCAGGAAACAAGUUGGGAAGUAGAGGAGAGGCUCUUGUAGCCUAAAUGUUCGUGGAAAUGGAUACUUGAUUGUGAUUCACGACUUUAUCUGUGGUGUAAUGUUGCCUAGUAUUAUAUAUGUAGUGGAAGGGAAGAGGAAAUGAAGCGUGGAGGAGCAGUUUUGUGGUUGGGAUACGUGAGGGCUCGGAUGAUAAUGGUGAGUCUUGUGGUUGCCAUCUGGAUGAUAUCUACUGUGGUAGAGGCUGCCCAACACCCUGGGCCUCACCCUCACCACAAUACACAUCAGUAUUACCACCCACUGAAACUUAAGCAUAAUGCUCCAUACCAGGUUUCAGCAUACACUCCACCACAGCUGGACUUGUAUGGUGAACGACAGGCUCCUGGCACUAACCAGGAAAGUGUCAAACAAGGUGAUAAUGAACAAGAAGAUGCAAUAAUGAAGAAAAGUUCUCACUAUGAACGAUCACUUGGAAUGUACAAAAAAGGAGCAGAUGACAGCAGUGGCUUGGAGGAGAUAAUUCACUCUGUUGUCAUCGAGGGAAAGUUUGGAGAAGAGAUUAGAGAAGAUAUUAACCAGACUUCUGAAUACUUGUUUGAGUUCAACUAUAAUGUAACAAAACUGAAGAAUAGUGCUGUGCGAGUAACUGUGAGCAGCCCUAUGAGUGGUUAUACUUAUCCAUUGCUGGUAGUUGUUCGGCAACAACGAGGGGUACUGUCAUGGCAGAUUCCCAUUGAGCCUCCGCCUAAUACACAAAUUUU